ACCCUUUCUUCUCCCAACCUCAUCAACGACCACCACUUCUGUUGCUCAAAACCAUUACCAUACCUUCCUAACAACCUCUUGCACGAUACCCUUUCUCUUUUUUCUUCGCCUCUCACAUAACCACAACAAUGUUCCGCCGUCUCGUAACAGUCGCUCCCCGCUCCGCGGGCGCUCUCUCGCCUCGCAUCAUCGCUCCCGCCGUCGCCGGCAUGCAGCAGACCCAGACCUCGAGCCUGCGGGCGGCGUCCACUCCGUCUCCUCUCCAGCAGCAGCGCCGGGGCUACCACGAGAAGGUCCUCGACCACUACUCCAACCCCCGCAACGUGGGCUCCAUGGCCAAGAGCGUCGACGUCGGCACGGGUCUCGUCGGUGCCCCCGCCUGCGGUGACGUGAUGAAGCUCCAGAUCCGCGUCGACAAGGACACCAAAGUGAUCAGCGACGUCAAGUUCAAGACCUUCGGCUGCGGCAGCGCCAUCGCCAGCUCCAGCUACCUGACCGAGUUGGUCCGCGGCAUGACCCUCGACGAAGCCGCCAAGAUCCGCAACACUGAUAUCGCCAAGGAGCUGUGCUUGCCUCCUGUCAAGUUGCACUGCUCCAUGCUCGCCGAGGAUGCCAUCAAGUCCGCCAUCUCCGAUUACUACACCAAGAACCCCAAGGCUGUCAAGACCAACCUGGCGGGUACUGGUGCCUCGAUCCCGGACCUCCAUGCUCAGCCCGAGAAGGCGGCCCCUGUCGCCUAAAUAUGACACAAAAGUCCGAACAAAAUCGAAAAUACAAAAACAAUUUUGAAGAAAAAAUAAGGCGAUACCAUGAUACGAAUACCUUACCUUGCAUCGAUUUUUUUUAUUCCCGACCCACCGGAAUUGGAGGCUGAGCAAUGAAUGAUGGACCUCGAGUCAUGAUCGCCGCAAGCUAAUGGUUCUUGUCUCUUCUUUCAUUUUGUGAGAGACAAGGAAAACAAAAAAGCAGUAGCUGUGUGGGACAAAGACGUUCGCUUUUUUCUUUCUUGUUCUUGAUUGUGGAUCUGGGACGGAGUUAUCUGUUUCUUCACUUCAAUACUGUACAGCAAUUUUUGUGUCUUCUUCUUUCUUUUUUUCUUUUUUU
This is a messenger RNA of Aspergillus aculeatus ATCC 16872, 1104 nucleotides long. Its product is annotated as putative iron-sulfur cofactor synthesis protein (Isu1). The transcript has 2 exons. Gene Ontology annotation, cellular component: mitochondrial matrix; cytoplasm. Gene Ontology annotation, biological process: intracellular iron ion homeostasis; iron-sulfur cluster assembly. The record is from RefSeq and is a predicted model, not a curated record. Lineage: Eukaryota; Fungi; Ascomycota; Eurotiomycetes; Eurotiales; Aspergillaceae. The coding region runs from base 129 to 740 and encodes 203 amino acids. Gene Ontology annotation, molecular function: 2 iron, 2 sulfur cluster binding; ferrous iron binding.